Molecule: messenger RNA, 997 nt
Organism: Hippocampus comes (tiger tail seahorse)
Lineage: Eukaryota; Metazoa; Chordata; Actinopteri; Syngnathiformes; Syngnathidae
Product: zinc fingers and homeoboxes protein 1-like
Exons: 2
Coding region: 209-463 (84 amino acids)
Biological process (GO): regulation of transcription by RNA polymerase II
Cellular component (GO): nucleus
Molecular function (GO): DNA-binding transcription factor activity, RNA polymerase II-specific
Source: RefSeq, a predicted model, not a curated record
UGAUGCUCGCUUUGUUUUCCUUAAUGCUUUGCCUAAGUAUUUGAUCGGGACUCGGUAUCGGCAGAUAUUUAAAACCAAAGACUCGGAUUCUUUCUCGGGUGAUUAAAAAAAGCGUGGUUGGGACAUCCCUAUUAAAAGGCAAUUGGUGAAUUCUUUCCUGAGAAAAAUCAUCCUUAAAAAGGUCAAUGUUAAUCCACAAAAUGACUGGAUGCCCUUCUAUGUCCAGGUGUGGUUCUCAGCCCAGCGGCUGAAGCACGGUGUCAGCUGGACCCCAGAAGAAGUAGAGGAGGCCAGGAGGAAACAGUUUAAUGGCACUGUGCACACGGUUCCUCAAACCAUUACUGUCAUACCUGCUCACCAGCUCUCUGCUGCCAAUGGCCUACAGUCCAUUCUGCAGACCUGCCAGAUUGUGGGCCAGCCUGGCUUGGUGUUCACACAGGGUUUACGUCUCACCCAAAGAUAGCUGGAAUAGACUUUGGCUGAGCUCACCACAAGCCUAAGAGGACAAGCAGUUUCGAAAAUGGAUCGAUGGAUGGUUUCGCACAGUAUCAGGGCCAUGAAAGUCUCUUUGUUUGAGGCCUCUGUAUUUUUGUAGCUUUUUCGCAAAUUAUUGUUCAUGGUUCAUCUUGUUCAGUGUCCACAAAGUGUUUAAAUAUGAGGGACAAUCCUAUGUAAUAGAGUAGCCACAUACUAUACUAUUUCCUUUCUAUGUCAUCAAGCCAUGGAUCCAGUGUAUCACUUAAGCACAUUGCUUGAUUAAAAAAAAAAAGCAUACAUCAAUAAGUGACAAAUGGUUUACCUAUUUCUUACCGAUUCAGGUCUUAUUGAAUCUUCUGUAAUGUUGUGACAAUGUAGUAGUGAUUGUGUUUGUGAUAACCUGUCAAGUUGUUCAUGAUGGUGGGUGGAGACUCCAAAAGGCAGGGAGGCAGGAGGAAUAGGAUGGACUGAGCAAAAUGUAUGUAACAAAAAUACAAACAGGAGUCCACUGCAAAAAAAA